UGAAGUUAGCCGAGACUUGGAGCUCCAGGCUCCCCCGACAACAGGCUGACUUCUGACGCUUGUUUUUCUUUCUGAACUUUUUUCCCACUGCCUUUGCCAUCCUCCCCUGGCUUGGCCGGCUGCCUUCACAGGGACAUCUCUACACCGUUCCCAUCCGGGAACAGGGCAACAUCUACAAGCCCAACAACAAGGCCAUGGCAGACGAGGUGAAUGAGAAGCAAGUGUACGACGCGCACACCAAGGAGAUUGACCUGGUCAACCGGGACCCCAAGCAUCUCAACGAUGACGUGGUCAAGAUCGACUUUGAAGACGUGAUUGCAGAACCAGAAGGGACACACAGUUUUGAUGGCAUCUGGAAAGCCAGCUUUACCACCUUCACUGUGACAAAAUAUUGGUUUUACCGCUUGUUGUCUACCAUCUUCGGCAUCCCUAUGGCGCUCAUCUGGGGCAUUUACUUUGCCAUUCUCUCUUUCCUGCACAUCUGGGCAGUUGUACCAUGCAUCAAGAGCUUCCUGAUUGAGAUCCAGUGCAUCAGCCGUGUUUAUUCCAUCUAUGUCCACACCUUCUGUGACCCACUCUUUGAAGCUAUUGGCAAGAUAUUCAGCAAUAUCCGUCUCAACAUGCAGAAAGAAAUAUGAGUGACAUUUCAAGUAUGGAAGCAUUCCCAAUUCUUUUUUCCUUAUUAUUUCCUUGGUGCCAAUUUCAAGUUUCAAGUUGAAAUUUAUGAAUGGUUUGUCUUGGUCCAGAACAAAGAAGUUGUUCCCUCAGCUUUCAUAUGUACUACUUGUCUCUUUUGAGCUACUGCAUCUAUUUUUGACAGUCUGAAAUGUUUAAACCCAUUGCUACCCUUUCUUUUGUAUGUGGACCAUUGUUUUAUUGGCUAAGAUACAAACAUAUUGUUGAAAAUAGGAAGAACUGGGGGUGGGGAUGGAAAACGAGGACCAACAACCUCAUCUGCCCAUUCGAAAAUGGUGAUACCACAGAAAGGGAAGAAUUCCAGGCUAAGGCCUCAUGUUUAGGACAAGUGGGCAGGUUUUAAACAGAUACUUCCCCGGCCAUCUCAAGAGUUAAUUGUUGUCAUCACUGUUAACAGUCACAAUCUAGUGGGAGCUAGCGAUCACUAUCAAGUUGGAGACCUUAAUAUCAUCAUGAUACCAGUAAUGUCUUAUUCAUCUUGACAUUUUAACCUGUUAUUUUGUGUUCCUGAAUAUUUGUUAUAUCUAUACCGAGACCUGGGUGCCUUCUAAUUUUUCUUCUCCAAUAGGCUCUAACUCAUCAACUUUCAUUAUGCCAGCAGCUUUCCUAAAAAAACAAAACACAGAAAGAAACUCUGCUUGCUAGUUCUCUAUACUGGUUUCUGACUCUGACAUACAGAACCUGUUGAAAUUGAUCUCUGUGCUUUGUCAUGUAGCAUCUUUCUCUAUGACAAACCUGAUCAACAUUAACCCAAUGAAAUGAUUUAAAGCAGACAAAUGGGGCUGAGCUCUCUCUAGAGCUGGCAGGGGUGGAAGCCAGCUUUCCCUGCCUCUCAGUGAUUGAAUGUCUAUUCUGCUUCCCUUAUUUUCAAGAAAAUCACACUCGAUUGCUGGGACAGUUUAGUGGCUCAGUGCUGUACUGCAUUCUCAGCUGAUCAGUGGGCCUCCAGGGAAGGCUCUCCAAGAAAGGAAGCCACCAAAAUGAGACUGCCAAAGCUGUUGCAAGCAUGAUCCCUUCUAUGCAUCGCACUUGGAAUAGUCUGUAAUGCUGUGACACUUGACCUCUCCCCCUGCCAGGAGCCUUUGGACUAAUACAAGCAUCACUUUGUUAGGAGAGAAGGUGGGGGAGGGGACAAUAACAAAAGCUUGAGGUAAUGUUCUUGCUGGAGUAAGUUCUAGGUCUUCUGAACCCAAACUGAGGAAUUUCACCUGUAUACCUGAGUCCUCUAGAAAAUGGCCUACCUGAGACAGCCAAAAGCUAUUUAUUCCCCCACUCAUAUUAAAGCUCUGCCCUUGGGGGAUAAAUAUAUUUUUAAAUUCCAGGUGGGCUUUUAUUUUCAUUUUCAUACAUUUAUUGGAAUUCUGCUUGACUUUCAUUUCCUCUCUCAGUUUUGCUGACACUUUAACUAUGAACCUGCUACCUACUUUGAUUGUUUGCAUUUUAAACAGACACUGGCAUGGACACAGUUUGACUGUUAAACUGUGUACAUAACUGAAAAUGUACUAUACUGCAUACUUUUUAAAUGUAAAGAUAUUCUAUAUCUUUAUAGAAAGAGACUCACUUGGGAAAUGGUUCUGCAAUUCAGUCUGUAAACUGUGGGUCCCAAGACAUGUCUGUUCUUCCUAGAUGCUCAGUCUCAUGUAAGUCAGUUGCUGGUUCAAAAGGUUAUGAAAUUUUAUAUGCUUACUGAUAUAUUUUACACUUUUUUAUGCUGCAUGUCCUAUAAAGAUUUCAAAUCUGCACAAUAAAAAUGUUUAACAGAUAAACAGGUA
This is a messenger RNA of Cricetulus griseus (Chinese hamster), 2468 nucleotides long. The record is from RefSeq and is a predicted model, not a curated record. Lineage: Eukaryota; Metazoa; Chordata; Mammalia; Rodentia; Cricetidae.